AUGAUUACCGUGCCAUUGCUAAAGAAGAACAAAAUACCUAAAGACAAAACACCUUUACGGCGGCUGCUCGAUAGCUCCCUUCGACUUCGGAUAUUAGCAUUUUGGCGGCAUAGAGAAGAUGAUGUCCCUAACUACGAUGCCAACCAUCUUCAUUACUAUUCUGUCAAGCGAAUGAAUGGGUUUUUAUCGGCAAUAAUUGUUGUUGUGGGUGUUGUCAUGCUUAUAACGCCUAUCUGGGUCCUUCAAGCAACGUCAAGUUUUCGCGCGAAACUGAUUGUUAUUAUUGUGUUUAUCUCAGCAUUCCUGGUUGUGGUGUCAUUGAUCAUGACCACCAGGUCAUUUGAGGCUUUGGCUGCAACCGCUGGCAACGCUGCAGUACUCAUGAUAUUUAUUCAGCUCGAUGGAACCUAG
Fusarium venenatum is the source of this 411-nucleotide messenger RNA. The record is from RefSeq and is a predicted model, not a curated record. Lineage: Eukaryota; Fungi; Ascomycota; Sordariomycetes; Hypocreales; Nectriaceae.